Molecule: messenger RNA, 378 nt
Organism: Prorocentrum cordatum
Lineage: Eukaryota; Dinophyceae; Prorocentrales; Prorocentraceae
Source: the annotation of a GenBank genome assembly
AGCGGCCCUCGCGACGCGAGCGCGCCCGGGCCCGUCGGGGCCUCCCCGCCGCGGAGCGCGCCCUUCCUGGCCGGCUCGGCGGGGGUCGCCCCGGCGAUGGCACGGCCUCCGCGCGCGGACGCUGCCGCGGCCAGCGCGGAGGCCAUGUCGGGCCGCUGCUCGGGCAGUUCGGCGCCGUCGCGGUCGCCGCGAUGGGGCUCGUCCGAGCAGGGGCGGCGGUGGCGGCUGCUGCCGGUGCCAGGCCGCCUGGGGGCCGCGGUGGCCUGGGCGUGCCUGGCCGCGCGGCCCCGAGGCGCCGCAGCGUGGGCGAAGGAGGGCCACCAGCGCAUCGCCCGCGUGGCCAGCGAGCUGAUCAAGGGGGUGAAGCGCCAGAAGGUC